AUGGGCCUGAUGAAAGCUGGACUUUUCUUACUGGUGUCUUACAUCGCUUCUGGCUUGUCUUUUAAAUUCAGAUCGCGCUCUGGCCGCGACUCUUCUCCGAAAGGGGAGCGACUGCAGCAUUUGAGAGGAAUUCAUUCCGGUCUGCAGCCCAUCCUCGCACCAAGCCGUCCGUCCUGGAAGUAUGAUGAGCCCUCACUGCCGGAACCGAGGGUAGUUCCCGAGUCCCUGAUCGUGUCGUCCACCGAUAUCCACAAAUAUAUUUUUGAGCCGGAGAAGGGUGUUCGGUUGCUCCCUCAGACGGCGAAAAACAUCUUGCUCGCUGUGCCAACGCCUGAAACGCCCCAGGAUAAGGGUCUGACCCCGAGUAAGCCCGUUGAAGUCCAGUGUCUCAGCAGUCAGCUGGUUGUGCGAGUCAGUAAGAGUCUCUUUAAGGGUUCAGCUAGCCCUCACUUGAAGUUGGGCCUGUGUGACCCGAGCUCAGAGGAAGACGAUCACUACCUCUUUCGCUACAGCUACCAGCCUUCCUGUGGCUUUAUAAAAGAGUCCACGCCAGAUUACAUGUCCUUCUCCACCAUGCUCGUGUACAACCCACCUGGCCCCGUUUUACGGGAGGUGAGCUUCAACAUUCCCAUUAAGUGCGUCUUGCCAAGGUUCUUUCACUCCUACAAAGUUGGCUACUAUCCAUUGUUGACGGGAGGUACCUUUGGCAUACCGCUCACACCAAGGACGCCGUUCACAAUCGUUGCUCAAGAUGAAUCAGGCAAUACCAUUGCUGGAGGCACCAGCUACACUCUCGGAGAACAGAUGUUCUUCGAGGCCAGGCGUCCCGCAGUCACCACAGUAGACCCAACGCAGAGACUCUACAUCGACAAAUGCGUCAUGACUGCUGGCCCCAGUUACAUCUCGGAGCCAAACCACAUGGUCAUCAACAACCACGGCUGUAUGGUGGACAGUAAGGACACACCCUUGUCAAAGUUCAUCACUGGCAACUCACAAAUGGUCCAGAAGUUCAGUGUUGCUGCUCUGGUCUUCAAUGAUGCCGCUCUCACGUCGUGGUCACAGCAACUCUUCAUGCACUGUGAAAUCUCAAUAGCACCGAUCGCAGCUACUGAGAGUUUUAAAGCCUGCACUUAUGACCAAGCCACACAAACUUGGCAGGAGCUGUACGGCUAUCACCACACCUGUGCUUGCUGCGACACCACCUGUCCUCCAGGAUUUAUGAAAGCAUCUCGCAAUGUGGUCUCUAGCAAGUCUUGGAAGGUGAAUUUUAAGGAUGAGGACGGAGAAACGGGACCACAACUGACUUCCCUGGAUGGCCAGAAGAAUGAGGAAAUGGCUGAUCAAAAAGGCUUCAUUAACUACUGGGACGACUAG
This is a messenger RNA of Synchiropus splendidus (mandarinfish), 1374 nucleotides long. Its product is annotated as zona pellucida sperm-binding protein 3-like. The record is from RefSeq and is a predicted model, not a curated record. Bases 1 to 1374 code for a protein of 457 amino acids. Lineage: Eukaryota; Metazoa; Chordata; Actinopteri; Syngnathiformes; Callionymidae. Gene Ontology annotation, cellular component: extracellular matrix. The transcript is spliced from 8 exons. Gene Ontology annotation, molecular function: acrosin binding. Gene Ontology annotation, biological process: egg coat formation; binding of sperm to zona pellucida; positive regulation of acrosome reaction.